AUGAACAAACCUUCUGUAGAUAAAUCCGUAAAGCUCGACGAGGAUCCGAAUCCCACUUUCUGGGAGAGUGAACCUUAUCUCAAAUCAGAUUUUAAGAACAAAAGGGAAAAUGGAUACAGUUAUUAUGAUGAUGCGACAAUUUUCAGGUAUUUGUUCUACCACUGGUUUGACAAAUGGGCCUUGGCACUCUCAAUAAAGUAUCUAGAGCCUUAUAAGCUACACCCUUUGCAGGCUUCAGACCAGAUUUUAAAGUGGGAACCAACUUUUUCUAAACAUGUUAGCGACGGAUUGGCGCGAUUGGACCUGUACGAGGCCACGAAGUCCAGUAAGAACCCCGUUAAACCAUACAGGUCUCUUCUGCUCCGCGCAAUUCUACUAACGUCGUGGAAAAAGUCGUUCGUUUUGUUUUUUGCACUCGUUGUAGGAAACGUUUUGAGCCUUAGCAUAUCCAUUUUAAUCGAAAAAUUGUUACAUAUCGUAAACAGCCAUUCAAUCCAUGUGGCGAAAACAUUAUUGUUGCUGCUAGCCAUCGUGGGAUUUCAGAUAUUGGACGGACUUCUCCUCGAAAAUGUUAAUUUCUAUGUGUACAGGAUGAUAUACACGUUGCAUUACCUGUACGGCAUCGUCCCUUAUCGACACGCUAUUUCUCACAGGCGCCUGUACUUUAACAAUGUAAAUGGCUCCAACCCGUUGAACACGUGCAACGAGGUACUACACAGCUGUUCGCCAGAGUCACAGUGCCCGAAAAACCCAUUGUUCUGCCCAUCGCUCCGCUAUCAUAACAAGGAAAUGACACCCAAAAUAUUCACGUACGUGUUCUACGACUCGUAUUACAUCGCCAUGGCAUUCGAGUCCACCAAGUUCAUAGUACAAUUCCUCGCGAAUUUCAUAUACGGAGUAUAUCUCCUAUCGAGACACGUCAAGGCUAAUUUAUGGAUGUUGUACCUCACCGGGGCUUUGUUCCUUGUUUUUAUGGUUUUCCUCGAGAUUUUUAACGCAUACAUAUACAAGUUAAUCCUGUUCAUGAGAGAUUAUAAAGUAACGAAGUACACAAAUAUCCUUGGCUCACUAAGUAAUAUUAAGAAGAUGUUGUUAGACGACAUUGGUUUUAAUAUUAUUACUCGGACCAGGAACGACGAGCUUUCGUUAAUUUUUAUUAAGAUUCUAAUCACGUUCAUCAACAUGUGUCUGUACAGCACCUCCAUUAACAUCUCAUUUUACAUUAUUAAAAUGUACUUUGUGAAGUCCGUUAAUGAUGCGGGUGUUGUUACCGAUAUUAACACUGCAGGAUUCAUGACAACGUUUUAUAUAUACACGAGAAUUGUCACCUCAAUGUUUUUAAUUCCGAGGGCCAUAAGCAUUGUCGGAAUGGCAUACGCCUCCUAUAGAAGGUUAAACAAGUAUCUCUCUGGAUGUUCACCUAAUUUCUAUGUCGCUGAUAAUAAAUUUACUGGCUCAGCCAAUGUCAGCUCAAACUUAGCUCAGGUCACUAACGAGCUCCCCAAUGACGUUGUAGUCUACUUCAAGGACGCUUCAUUCACAUGGGUCUACACACGUGAUGACCUUAUUAACAAAAAUUUUGACACACAUUUGAAAAAUAUAAACUUUGAGUUGAAACGGGGCGAAAUAGCCAUUGUCACCGGUUCCAAAGGAUCAGGUAAAUCAAAUUUUAUCAAAUCAAUGCUUGGUGAGAUGACCCUGGUUGGGGGUUCUAUGGCUGUUGUACCAUUACACACAUCAAUGCCCAUAUUUUAUGCCUCACAGGAUAUAUUUCUACAAAAGGGUACUAUUAGAUCCAACAUUGUAUUUGGUCAUCGUUUUGAUGAAUAUUUGUACAACACCGUUUUGAGUGCAGUUGAACUUGAUAACGACAUAUCUACAUGGGAUAAGCGUGACCUUAGGACUGUAUCUGAUAAUGCACUUUCACUUAGUGGCGGUCAACGUGUAAGAAUGGAGUUGGCUCGUGCAGUAUAUGCUUAUUUGGUGUUCCAUCACGUCAACAAACAGUACAACGGCAGCCAGUGUUCGUUCUUGAUGUGUUUGGACGCAUCGUUCCAUGGUCUCGACCCCUACGUGUCCAAAACUAUAUUCAAUAACCUGUUUAACGUUAAAUCCGGCUUACUAGUGAAAGAAGAUUUAUCCGUUGUUUUGACCUCGUCGAAACAGAAUCUGGAUACGUGCACCCAGUCUUGUGACCCAGCCCAAUUCCCAAACGUAGCAAUUUAUAACGUUAAAAACAAGGAGUUGCACUUCUUAUCUAAUCUUAGUGACUUUAUCAAGAACAAGAAGCACGAAGGCGACUUCAAGUAUCUAACGUCUGCUAAAGCCGGCCCUUACACCCUGAGCUGUCUAAACAACGAUAUGCUUACUCUGUGCGCAUCAGGCUCAAAUGCCAGAUCAGGCCGCCCCGAAGUUAUCAAAGAGCUCUACAAAGAGCCAUUUGUAAAAUACGUCAAAGAACACUUCGGAAACGCCAGGUUUAACCCGUAUUUUGUGUUCAUGAAGCCCGCAUUGGUAUCUUUCGCAAUUUACAUAUUACUGACGGUGGCAUUAAAUACCAUGGAUUACGUUAAACUAGUUUUGUCGACCAACUUAUCAGACUACAUCACCAAAAACAUCAACGACCACAACAAGGGGAUCAUAGUCGACCUCGCAGAGAUUAAAUCACGUAGUAAUUCGGCACUGAAAGUGACGAUAAUGUUUGUUUCAGUUAUCAUCACAUUGUCGUUUUUGGCCACAGUAGCACUUACAGCAGGCUCUAUCGUAUCAUGUCGCAAGCUUCACGAGUAUUCCCUCAACGUAAUUUUCAACUACAGUUCAGCCUUAGUUAAAAUAAAGAAGCAAUUUAGUCAAGUUAUCACCUUCCUGUACGGAGACCUUAUGAUGACUGAUGAUAUUACUGGAUUUUGCAUUUCAUUGUUGCUGUUUUCAUUAAUUCAGACUAUCAUAAACAUUUUUACGUUGUUUUACUUGAUUCCCAUCUCCAUACCGUUCAUCCUUCUCACUGUGGUCAUUAUAUACUUUUACAUUUUAAAGAGGUAUAUUCAGACUGCAGUCUAUUUGAACUUUGGGUUCAUGGAAUCGCUCACCCAAAUGAACUCUGUGAUUGAGCGUUCUAUUUCAGGAUGGUCUGUGUACAGAAGCUACAAUAGAAAUUCAGAUUUGCUAGGAAAUUUCCUGGAACACAGGGACUAUAAUGCUAGAACCAAGUUCCUUUUUGCCGCCGCCGUUUCGUGGUCAACAAUAUUGUGUACUUGGAUUUUCUCAUUAACCACAUUCGUUAUACUGGUUCUACCUAUUAUUCUUGACAGGUACACGAAUUACAAGAUGACUGUCGGCUAUUUCGGCCUAGCGCUAUCGCUGUGUACUAACGUGAUCAAGUCGUUCAGCAACUUUUCGUUUAUGUACGCCUGCACUCAAAUGGUCAUCAGCUCUAUUGAUCGGUUUAGAUAUUUCAUUCCUCUGGGUAAAAAACUUAAAUUCGAUAAAAGCCCCAACACUCAUGAAGAAUACCUAGUUAAUCCUGUGAAUAAACAGGUUAGUGACAUGGAUAAGAAACAAUUGUUAAGGAGAAGGGCUAUUGAGUUCAAGGCCGAAAACAAAAAGUUCUAUGUAUUGAGGAAGCUUUUCUUUAGUCCUAAGUUGACUCUUCUUGAUGUUGGUCGCUACCUGUCUCCAGAACAUUCCGGUGUUGAGCUGAAAGAUGUUUGUGUAUAUACUUCUCCUCUUCUCACUCCAGAGAGUAUGAUUUUGAAACACCUCACGGUCACAGCCCAUCGGUCUGAAAUAAUCGGCAUGGUUGGCAGAACAGGUGCUGGUAAGACAACUUUGUUGUCAGUAUUUAAUAACACGGUUUCUAAUAGAGUUGGCCAUGUAUUAUUGGAUGGUAAAGAUUUAAAUGAUAUUCCCAAGGUUGUCCUUCGACAGGUUAUAGGUGUGUUACCACAACUGCCUUUCGUCUUCAAGGGAUGGACCAUUCGUAGAUUCCUCGAUCCCAGAAAGUUGUUCACAGACGAUCAGAUUAACGUAGCAUUGAGCAAAUGUGGACUUUCUGAAUUCGUUAAUGGCCUUCCUGGGGGUAAAAAUUUGGAUACUGUUCUAUCGCCAGAGCAACCUCUUCUAUACUACAAUAAAUCAAAAGCUUUCCAACUCAGAUUGUUGGAAUUUAGGAAAUCCAAGUCCCUCGAAUUGGCUAAAUCUGGAGAUGAUAGUGACAUGUUACUGUCAAACAACCAGCUCAGAACCCUUUCACUGGCCAGAUUAGUUCUAUAUAGGCGUUUUUUUAGAAUAAUUAUUGUAGAUGAGCCUCCCGAGGAAGAUUCCGAAAAAGCAAAUGUCAGAAAGGAUGACCUUUCAGUUGCAAUUUACGAUCUAUUGCCGAAAAACUUUAGCCAUUGUACCACGUUCGUCACAGCACACGAUGUUAACGUAUUAAAAUCUUGUACCUCUGUAUGGGUGAUACAUGAGGGUUGUGUAGUUAAAACUUGUAAAGCCAGUGAUGUAUCAGCAAAUGAGUCAAUUGCACCAAUUAUAGAGCAAUACGUGAAAAGGAUUUAA
Molecule: messenger RNA, 4557 nt
Organism: Theileria orientalis strain Shintoku
Lineage: Eukaryota; Apicomplexa; Aconoidasida; Piroplasmida; Theileriidae
Exons: 1
Coding region: 1-4557 (1518 amino acids)
Biological process (GO): transmembrane transport
Cellular component (GO): membrane
Molecular function (GO): ATP binding; ABC-type transporter activity; ATP hydrolysis activity
Source: RefSeq, a predicted model, not a curated record